Messenger RNA from Ilex paraguariensis (yerba mate), 1608 nucleotides. The record is from the annotation of a GenBank genome assembly. Lineage: Eukaryota; Viridiplantae; Streptophyta; Magnoliopsida; Aquifoliales; Aquifoliaceae.
AUGGGGAAAAGCAAAGAUGACUUGAGUGCUAUUUCAUCACCUGCAAGAUCCUUUGCGGGAGGCUCCCCCAGGGCUAGCAUGAGCCAAAGACCAAGGGGCCCUUUGGAAGCUCUGAUGCUAAGGAACGCUGGAGACAGUGAAGCCAUCACUACAUUUGGGACAGCAGAACAGGAUUCUCCUAAUUCCCCUGAGACACCAAAUCUCCCACACAUUAGAACACGGGUUUCUUCCAAUGAUUCUCUAAAUACAGUGGCAGCAUCGUUCCAAUUGAUGUCUAAAUCAGUUGAAGGAGCACUAGAUGAGAAAUAUCCUGCAUAUAAAGACCGGCAUAAGCUGGCAUUAGAGAGAGAGAAGCAAAUUAAGGAAAAAGCUGAGCAAGCCAGAGCAGUAAGGUUUGGUGGCAGUUCAAAUUCCGCUCCAGAGAGAGGGAAAACAGUAACUUUGCCCCCAAAACUAGCUCAAGUGAAGGAGAGAGUCGUUGUCUCUGGUAAUUCAACUGAGCAACCCAAUGAUGGCCAGAUGACUGAUUCUCAAAUGGUCAGCAAAAUGAAGCUUGCCCAUGUUGAGAAGAGGCCUCCCAGGGUCCCUAGACCUCCUCCUAAAGCAUCGGGAAGUGCACCUGCUGGUACAAACACACAUCCUUCUAGCAGGGUACCAGGCACUCCACCUCUGCCACCUCCUCCGCCAGGUGCUCCACCUCCACCACCACUACCUGGUGGACCACCUCGCCCACCUCCUCCUCCAGGAAGCUUAUCGAGAAUGGCAGGGAGUGGUGAUAAAGUUCACCGGGCUCCUGAACUAGUUGAAUUCUACCAAUCUUUGAUGAAGCGUGAAGCGAAGAAAGAUACAUCAUCUUUGGUUUCUUCAACUUCCAACACAGCAGAUGUGAGGAGCAACAUGAUUGGAGAGAUAGAGAAUAGAUCAUCAUUCCUCUUAGCUGUGAAAGCUGAUGUGGAAACUCAAGGUGAUUUUGUCCAGUCAUUAGCAACUGAAGUCCGGGCAGCUUCUUUUACCAACAUAGAAGAUUUGUUGUCAUUCGUAAACUGGCUUGAUGAGGAACUUUCCUUCUUGGUUGAUGAGCGAGCAGUCCUCAAGCACUUCGAUUGGCCAGAAGGGAAAGCAGAUGCAUUAAGAGAGGCUGCCUUUGAAUAUCAGGACUUGAUGAAGCUGGAGAAGCAAGUAACCUCUUUCGUUGAUGAUCCCAAUCUCCCAUGUGAAGCUGCUUUAAAGAAAAUGUACAAGUUGCUUGAAAAAGUGGAACAGAGUGUGUAUGCACUAUUGCGUACUCGGGAUAUGGCAGUUUCACGAUAUAGAGAAUUUGGCAUUCCCGUUGAUUGGUUGGAAGAUUCAGGAGUUGUUGGCAAGAUCAAGCUCUCCUCCGUACAGUUGGCGCGAAAAUACAUGAAACGUGUCGCAUCAGAACUUGAUGCGCUAAGUGGGCCUGAGAAGGAACCAAACAGAGAAUUUUUGGUCCUCCAAGGCGUGCGUUUUGCUUUCCGAGUUCAUCAGUUUGCGGGAGGCUUUGAUGCAGAGAGCAUGAAGGCUUUUGAAGAACUGAGGAGUCGUAUCCAUGCACAGACAGGCGAAGGCAAUAAGAUGGAAGCAUGA